Culicoides brevitarsis is the source of this 3360-nucleotide messenger RNA. It is a transcript of the gene Trf2, whose product is annotated as TATA-box-binding protein. The coding region runs from base 719 to 2203 and encodes 494 amino acids. NCBI's taxonomy places the organism in Eukaryota, Metazoa, Arthropoda, Insecta, Diptera, Ceratopogonidae. The transcript has 5 exons. The record is from RefSeq and is a predicted model, not a curated record. Gene Ontology annotation, biological process: DNA-templated transcription initiation. Gene Ontology annotation, molecular function: general transcription initiation factor activity; DNA binding.
GAUGGAGUAAAGUUGCAGUGCAAAGAUUUCAGACAAAAAACCCUUGAUAAAAUCACUAAAAUAAAAGUAAAAAUUAGUGUAAACCGUUGUAGAAACUGUAAGUAGCACGCAGCAACUGAAGAUCCCGCAGGAAAAGUGUUAGUUGUGUCCGUUUCGCAGCUCUAUUGUUCGUCGACCACUUUUUCCCCAUUCUUCUUUUUUCAUCUAUCGUCUCUUUCAACUUUUUUUUCUUGCUUUUCGUUCAAUCACAAAGUAUAUUCGUGGUUAUUUUUAGACACGGCUACUUCGAAAACGGACAAAAUUGCACCCGAAAAAUUCGCAGCAGCGUUUCGCGGCGCCCGAAACGCGGAAAAAGUCGCCAAAUUCGACGGGAAAUCGCAGCAAAAAAGCCUUUUCCCCAAAAUGGUUUUAUUAAUGAAAUUUUUUUCUCGGUGUGUAUGCGACGUACGGCGGAGCUGUGAUGAGCAAUUUUCUCUGAUUUUUCGCGGAAGCCCAUAACUUAGGAUAAAUAUUGACAAAUUUAGUGUUGGCGUAGGACUUUAUGAAAUAAAUUCAGUGCUUUAACAAGACAAUUUAUGAAAAACUAACAUUGAACAUUCAAAAAAAGUGAAAAAAAUUGAAAAAAAAAUUAAGAAAAAUUAUUUAAAAAAAAAUUUUGGAGGAAAAAAGUCGAAAUUAAGUGAAAGCACGUGAAAGAAGCAUCAAACGUGGACUCUUUAUGUUCUUUAUUGACGUGAGUACUGGCAUGGCUACACUGAAAAGCAGUGGAGCCUCUGCAAUAGUACCACAAGGAACGACGAAACUCAUCUUGCCGCACGAAAUGUUGACGGCCAAUGGAACGGCACAGAGUGUAAUCGGUGCAAGCGCCUCGCCCCUUUCCAGUGGACAUUCCACGACGACGACCCUCCUUCUCUCGAACAAUCAUCAUUUUUAUCACGCCGCCGCCGCCGUGCCCGUGACAACCUCAACUUUUCACAACUCCUCCAGCCUGUUCAACACAAACAGCAACAGCUCGAGCACGAACCACAGCAAUAACAGUCAUGAUCUGUCGUCAUCGUCGUCGCCGCAUCAUCAUCUCAUUCAUCGCAUCAGCCAGCCAACUGCCGUGGCGCCGUCGUCGUCGUCCCAAAAUCCCUCAAUUUUUGUGACAAACCAAAAUUACGCCUUGCUAGUUGGCGGCAAUUCCGUUGCAGCGAGCAAUAUUAGUGCCACAAAUGCGACAACGGCAUCGCCGGCGAGCACGACGACUUCAACUUCAACGAUGAACAAAUUGCAAAAUAGCACUGCCGACGACACAACAACAACAACGACACAGCCUGCCAACGAAACAACAACAACCGACGAGACAAUUGUCGAAGAGACGACGGAAGAGAAUCCCGUUGAGCCUUCGGCUGAGCCCGUGGAAGAAGAUCCUGAAAUUGAUAUCGUGAUUAAUAACGUGGUUUGCUCGUUUAGCGUUCGGUGUCAUCUGAAUUUGCGCAAUAUCGCACUGAAUGGGCACAAUGUCGAGUUUCGACGAGAAAAUGGCAUGGUAACCAUGAAAUUAAGAAAACCCUACACAACUGCAUCGAUAUGGUCCUCCGGCAAAAUUACAUGUACAGGAGCAACGUCCGAAGAUAAUGCCAAAGUUGCUGCCCGUCGCUACGCACGCAUGCUCCAAAAAUUAGGUUUCCGCGUUAGAUUUAACAAUUUCCGUGUCGUCAAUGUAUUAGGCACGUGCAGCAUGCCAUGGGCCAUCAAAAUUACGCACUUUUCGGAGAAAUACCGAAAGGAGGCCAGUUACGAGCCGGAAUUGCAUCCGGGCGUCACUUACAAACUCAAAGAACCGAAAGCAACACUAAAGAUUUUCUCGACUGGCAGUAUCACAGUGACGGCUGCCAGCGUUUCCUUUGUACAACAAGCAAUCGAACAUAUUUACCCGUUAGUUUAUGAAUUUCGUAAGAAACGUACGCCAGACGAGGAGAAAACCGUAAAAGCCCACCUACUGAAUCCCGAUCCGACAUUCGAUCCCAACGACUUGAUCGAGGUAGAUGCGGACUUUGAGGAGGACGGGGUCGACGACAAUUUGGAAUCCACGUCAAUGCAGCCACCAAAGAAACGACGUCGUCGUCCCGCAGGCAAGGCGCUAAAUGAUCCGGACGAAGACAUCAUGCAAGUUUCCGAUGUCGAGAGGGAUUUAGACGAUAGUGAUGAUGAUCUGUGAAUAAAUUAGUAAACUUUAAUGAAAGAAAAAAAAAUACUUCCUUGCAAUAAAUAUUGAUAGUAGACAAAAAAGAAUAAAUGAAACGGAGAUAAAUACUAAAAGUAAUAAAAAAAAGAAAGAUUUAACGAGAAAAAUCCCAAAACGUAUGAAAAAACCAAAACAGACGUCACUAAAUAAUCGAUAUUAUUUGUUACGUUUAUCAGCUAUACUUUUAAGAAUAUUCUCAGCCAAUAUGUUCCAAUGCAGAUAAAAUUAUUUGUUAGUGAAAACAACGUUUAUUUUUAGACGCUAAGUUAAUAUAAAUAAUAAUAACUAUAAAUAUUAAUAAUAAUAACAAGAUAAUUUUAAUAGUGAUAUAUAUAAAAAAAAAGUAAAGCAGAAAACAUGCAACAUUGACUGAUUAAAUACUUCAAAAACAAAAAACCGUUUCCUUCGACAAGUAUUUCAGUUUUACGUUUUAUUUUUUGUAAAAAUAGGAAAAAGUACAUUGGAGAGGGAUCAAAAAAACAAAAUAACUAAAAAAAUGUAUGUAAGCAAAAAUUACCAACUUUAUACCUACAAAAGUAAUAAAUCAAACUAUAAGCUAGAGAAAUACGACCACCGGUUUCCUCAAUAUUAUAUAAAUAAUAAAUAUUACAAUAUAUUAAUUUAGUUUAAUUUAUUUAAAAAAAAAACAUUUUUUUUUCAUUUAAUGUUUUAUAAAAUAGUAGAAUAUUGAAAUUCAUCAAUUAUAGUUAGGAAGAAAUCUCAAAAAACUUUUUUUUCGUCACUCCUUUACUCCUUCUUCGAUUUUUUUGAGUCAAUUAAUAAUUAAUUAAAUUAAAACUUUAAACGUAUCAACAAAAAUAAACAUAAUCAAAUUAUUUAAAAACAAAAAAUAUCAAAUUAUUUUCCCAGUUUCGAACGGAAAAUGUCCAAUGAGAUACAUGUUGAGCAUUCUAUGAAUGCGAUCAUUUCCAGCACAAUACUCAACUAAUGUUACGUAAAAUUAUCUCAACUUUUUCCCUUCUUUAUCAUCAUAUUUUGAUUCAAUUCUAGGAAAAAAGCUGAAAAAAUCAAACAAAUCAAAGAGUGCAUAUUUAUUAGUUUUAAUAAAAAAAUAGAAACAACAUAUGAAAGAAAAAAAAAAUCAAAAAUUUGGUUAAUUAUAUCAGAAA